Messenger RNA from Salvelinus fontinalis (brook trout), 960 nucleotides. RefSeq lists its product as uncharacterized. Bases 1 to 960 code for a protein of 319 amino acids. The record is from RefSeq and is a predicted model, not a curated record. The transcript has 4 exons. Lineage: Eukaryota; Metazoa; Chordata; Actinopteri; Salmoniformes; Salmonidae. Gene Ontology annotation, molecular function: MHC class I protein binding; coreceptor activity. Gene Ontology annotation, biological process: regulation of immune response. Gene Ontology annotation, cellular component: cell surface.
AUGGAUGUGGUGACAGGAAUAGCAGUCUCAGCAUAUGCAGAUGAUGUUUCUGUGAUGGUCAGGGAUGGGCAAGAUAUGCAGGAACUAGAGACCAGUCUGAAGGUGUACGAGGGAGCUUCAUCAGCUAAGCUAUUAAGGCCCACACGAGAAGGGGGUGUGGAGCCUGUGCAGUGGGUGUGGGAGGAGCCUAUUUUCCACAACCCAGCCAUCCCUUUGAGAUCGGUUCAGUCUGCCACCCUGCAGAGGCAACUGAUGGCAGGGGGUGUACAAAGGCUAGGUGACCUGAGAAUGCUGGGAGAGGAGGGGUGGAAAACCCCGGAGGUGUUGGCUCAACAAACAGGAAUAACGUCUCUUAGGCUGCUGGAGAGAUUCCUGGAGGAGGUCCAGGAGACACUGUCUGAACAGUGUGGUGGCAGUUUGUUUAGCCAAACUAAACCUCCAUUCACUUAUCCUAUCCCGGUGUCCCACCAGACACGUUCAGAGUCCGACUUCGUCCGCUACCCCGGGAUCAACGACACAGAGGUCCUCACCUGUGAGUGUUCCAACCAUGCCUGUCAGAAGGUCUUCUGGUUCCGCACUCUCCACAACAACCUCGACAUCCAGUUCCUUCUCAGCCUCAACAAUGCUGUCCGGACCAGCCACGAAGCCAGUGUGGGCGAACACCGGUUCCAGGCCAGUAAGCGUGAUACGGGAAGCAAGAUGACUUUCACACUGCGCCUCAUUAACAUAAGGUCAGAGGACGCAGGGCUUUACACCUGUAUGCUCCAGAACCAGAAAGAGAACAAGUUGUGGAGGCCAGGAGUUCGUCUCAGACCUGGAGAAACUCGGCCAACAUUACUCCCCGUCACAAAGCCCCAGCCCCAAGGCAUCCCAAACAGCAUCCCAAACGGCCGCUGCACCAAAGGCAACUAUCAAACCCCAAAAGGUAAGAUUCAUAAGUUUAACAAGUCUGUCCAAUAA